Leptinotarsa decemlineata (Colorado potato beetle) is the source of this 859-nucleotide messenger RNA. It is a transcript of the gene Prosbeta6, whose product is annotated as Proteasome beta6 subunit. The record is from RefSeq and is a predicted model, not a curated record. Lineage: Eukaryota; Metazoa; Arthropoda; Insecta; Coleoptera; Chrysomelidae. Gene Ontology annotation, cellular component: proteasome core complex; cytoplasm; nucleus.
UUAAUCUUAGGAAAAAGAAGAAGAUUUUUUUUAUAUUUUCGGCUUGUCAUUCUAGUUGACUUGUUUAAAAGUAGAAAGUAUUUGUGUUUCCUCCACUAUAAAAUGCAAACAGCAAUGAACGCGUAUUAUCCUGAUUAUUCAACGGUACCGGUUCAGCAGUCAUUCAGCCCCUAUGCUGAUAAUGGAGGGAGCGUAGUGGCCAUAGCUGGAGAUGAUUUCGUGGUAGUGGGAGCAGAUACACGUCUAAGCGCCGGCUUCUCCAUCUACACCAGAGACCAAAAUAAGUUGUUCCCCCUUUCAAAAACAACGGUUCUCGGAUGCUCAGGUUGCUGGUGUGACACACUAACGUUAACUCGUAUUUUGAAGUCUCGCAUGCAGAUGUACGAGCAGGAGCAUAAUAAAGUGAUGUCGACCACUGCUUGCGCGCAGAUGCUCUCCACCAUGCUCUACUACAAACGCUUUUUUCCUUAUUACAUCUCUAACGUUCUCGUGGGUCUCGACAACGAAGGAAAAGGUUGUGUUUACAGCUACGACCCUAUUGGACAUUGUGAAAAGACUACGUACAGAGCUGGAGGAUCUGCUGGGGCUCUGCUCCAGCCUCUGUUGGAUAAUCAAAUUGGACAGAAGAAUAUGGAGAUAGUAUCUACCGAGCCCUUGUCGAAAGAGAGAGCUCUGGCUAUAUUGAAGGAUGUCUUCAUCUCUGCAGCCGAGAGAGACAUAUACACCGGAGAUAGUGUUUCUAUCAAUAUCAUAACUAAGGAUGGUGUGAAAGAGGAGUCAUUUGAAUUGAGGAAAGAUUAGAGGAAUUUUAUAUUGAAUUUUCCUUCAUGAAUUUUUGAUUAUAUGAUUUAAGUAAGAA